Messenger RNA from Trypanosoma cruzi, 1035 nucleotides. Its product is annotated as ribosomal RNA adenine dimethylase family protein, putative. The record is from RefSeq and is a predicted model, not a curated record. Gene Ontology annotation, cellular component: mitochondrial matrix. The coding region runs from base 1 to 1035 and encodes 344 amino acids. The transcript has a single exon. Gene Ontology annotation, molecular function: rRNA (adenine-N6,N6-)-dimethyltransferase activity. NCBI's taxonomy places the organism in Eukaryota, Euglenozoa, Kinetoplastea, Trypanosomatida, Trypanosomatidae. Gene Ontology annotation, biological process: rRNA methylation.
AUGCCGAAGGAGGCACGCACGGUUCCAAUGGGUGUCAUCACCGCGGAGCCGAUACACGCGACCUCAAAGAAGUUGAAGUUUGCCACGCGGGUUUCUACUUUGGGGAAACCGGCGGCCCGCAAGGCGUCGAAAAAGAGUGCGAUGGUGGGACUCAAGACGGGCGGCAGUCAGUGUGGCAUGGUGUUCAACAAGGGCUUCGGGCAGCACAUUCUGAAGAAUCCGCUUGUUAUUGCUGCCAUUGUCGAGAAGGCGGCGAUUAAGCCCACCGAUGUGGUGCUGGAGAUCGGCCCGGGCACGGGGAAUCUCACCGAGAAGUUGCUGCAGGUGUCUAAGAAGGUGAUCGCGUUCGAGGUGGAUUCGCGUAUGGUGGCAGAGCUCAACAAACGCUUUCAAAACACCCCUUUGGCGUCGAAGUUGCAGGUGAUUCGGGGAAACUGUCUCGACCACGAGUUUCCCUACUUUGACAAGUGCGUGGCAAAUGUGCCGUAUGCCAUUUCCUCCGCCCUUGUCUUCAAGCUGCUGAGGAAACCGACGUUUAAGUGUGCCGUGCUGAUGUUUCAGCGGGAGUUUGCCCUUCGUGUGUGUGCACAGCCUGGCGCUGAGGCGUACUGCCGUCUCUCCGUCAACUCCCAGCUGCUGGCCCGCUGCAGCCACCUGAUGAAGAUCAGCAAGAACAGCUUUAACCCCCCGCCCAAGGUGGAGUCCAGCGUGAUUCGUCUCGACCCAAAACACCCCGCGCCGGACGUGGAUUUUGAAGAGUGGGAUGGACUCGUCAAGUUUAUUUUCAAUAGGAAGAACAAGAAGGUGUCGUCCAUCUUCCGCACCAAAAAUGCCGUUCAGACCCUUUACGAGAAGUACUGCAGUUACCAGAAGAUGGAGGGAAAAACAAGUGUCAAGAGUCUUGCCGAAUUCAAGGAGCAUUUAGAGACCGUGAUGCAGGAUCCUGUGUUCGAGAGCCGAGCGCGGCUUUUGGACCAGGAUAGCAUUACAAAACUCCUUUGCCACUUUACGGAAAAUGGCAUUCACUUUGUUUAG